Molecule: messenger RNA, 1439 nt
Organism: Cucurbita maxima (winter squash)
Lineage: Eukaryota; Viridiplantae; Streptophyta; Magnoliopsida; Cucurbitales; Cucurbitaceae
Exons: 8
Coding region: 168-1067 (299 amino acids)
Biological process (GO): snRNA transcription by RNA polymerase II; snRNA transcription by RNA polymerase III
Cellular component (GO): snRNA-activating protein complex
Molecular function (GO): sequence-specific DNA binding
Source: RefSeq, a predicted model, not a curated record
ACAAAAGGCGCGGAGAAUUUUGCUUUCCGAAUCUCACCCACCGGCCUCCACCGCUUCUCUCUCUGGAAACUACUCUCUGUUUCUCUUCAGGCAUCAGGCGGCGACGGACAGUUCACAGUAGACCUGCGAUUGUCUCGCCGCCUUCUCGUUCGAUAAUUGUGGAUGCAAUGGAUCUUUCUCCAUUCAGGCUUGAUAUCGAUGAGCUGAUCAAUGAAUAUGCUGAGGGGGGGUUUACAUCUUUUGCGGAUAUGAAGAAAGUAUGGAUUGGAAGAAAAUUCACUUACAUAUUUGAGGCUGCUCCUUUGAACUUGGCGUUCUUUAUGCAAUCAAUGUAUGCCCAAACAAUCGGUCACAUGGUCAGUACUGCUUCUUUGUCACACAGACUGGGUGGCCUUUAUUGCCUUUACAGCCUUUACGAGACACAACCCUUUAAGCCCUCUUACAAAAUCUACCUGUCUAUUGGAGAGUUAAAGAAACUGAAGGAACUUAUUGUCGAGGCAAAAGAAAAGAACGUAAAAGUGGCGUCUGCUGUGGUGAAAAGAAUGUUAGAAAAGAACAUGUUCCUCUUUGGAUCUGUGGACAUGAAUGAGAACUCUGCUUUGGAAACAGUGAAUCAACUAACAGAAUUGCAAAAUGCCCGCAUUCGAGUUGCCUAUGAUAAGCUGUUUGCUGAUACCCCAAUAGAAGAUUAUAUCCAUAUGAACUUGGGGAUGGAAGCUGGUUUGAAUAUAUUGAAAAAGAUGUCAUCAGAUUAUUCAGAGGCAAAGAAAGUUGCAUUAUAUGAAGCGAGUGAGAUAGUGGAUGUCCAGGAUAUAAAGCACAUAUCAGAGGAUGAGGGAUUGAUUGGAGAUACAGUUGAAAAGAUUGUGGAGGACUGGAACGUUCAACGAGGAGUCUUUUACGAACAAGUUGGACAUGACCAACAGCUUGCUCUAGUCGAGGCACACGAAGAGCAAGAACAUCACGCUGAUGAAAAUUUCGACAUGGAACUUGAAAGAAUGCUCACUGAUGUUCAACAAGGUACAGAGUCCUCUCUAAUUCUAACUCUGAAAGAUGGGGGUUCUUGAAUUGCCGUAUCAUUCCCUUGCCUGAUCUUCUAUAAACAGCUUUAUGACGUUUAACUAGCUGAAAGAGAGAGAUCCUUAAACCUGAUUCAUAUCCAAAAUCCACCCCCAUGUAGUGUAAAUAGCAACGUUCUACACCCUUUAUGUUCAAUGUGAUCAAUAGCUUUCCUUAGAAAAUGUUGUCACUUGCUCGGGCUAGCUUUCCUUAUUGAUGGCUCCUUUAGCAUAUAACAUCUUCCCAACAAUGAGCUUCCCGACAAUGAGGGUUGAAAAGUUCAGGUUCAUUUUACCUAUGGAAACUUGUCUCGAACAUGGUAGGAAAUCUUUGUUUAAGUGGAAAAUGUGGAGAACGUGAUGAAAGGUUUCUCUCAACAA